CUUUGAAUCACUCCGUAAAAACCUUUGCGAGAUACUUUUUUUGAAAAGGCCAAAGGAACCUUUCGAGCCAUCCAAGAAGGCGCGAAAGAAAAGCACAGAGUUUCGAUCACAAACAAUGACAUUGAGGUUGACCCUGAACCACUAAUAAAAGCGGCUGUCUUUAUCUUCUCCACAAUUUAUCGAUCCAAUAUGUUUGUUGUAAAGAGCGCCUUUCUUCUGCUCUUGAGCUUCUCCGCUGUUGCAAAUGGCAUUGACAUGAAUAGCAUGCCUGGCAUGGAUGGCGGAGGCAAACCCUGUCAAAUGUUCAGCUGCAGCAAAGGAUACGCCCCAGUCCCCAAGAAGAGAGGCAGCGGUUCCAUCAUGCGCUUAACUAGUGCGGGUUGUGAUGCCAUGGGAGGUGGCAUGGUCGUCAUGGCGCAGAGUGAUGGACCUGAAAAGCCCUACGCUGCCUGCUGUGACGAAUGGCAUGCCUGCUACCAGAUCUGUGGCUCCAACAAGGUACAGUGCGACAAGGCUUACGAGACCUGUGUCGACGCCAAGUGUGCCGGAUACGACGAAAAAGAUUGUUCCGAAUCCGCCAAACUGAAUAUUAUGCUCAUGCAGUUCGCUGGCUGUGGAAAAUUUGAAGGGGCUCAGAAUGCUGCCUGUGAGUGUAUUAGUAAAGACAAGGACAAGCACGUGGCGGCUCGAAAGAGCGUUCUGGAAAAAUUCUACAAAAAGCACAACCCCGGUAGCGUUCACAAGGUUGAGGAGCUCAUCAAAAAGGCAGAUACCGCUCCCAAAUUGGCCAAGCUACUCCAAAAAUUAGUCCAAAAGUACCCAGCAAGUAUCGAGAGGGUGGACGAUCCACAAAGGGCAUCCUACCAGAAAAUGAUGGAUGAAGCCAGGGCAAAAGGAGACGCCAAGGACGACAAUGAACAACCAGCGGACGAGGAAAGUGACGAGACGGAAGAUUUGGAUGGUUCCAAGGACGAGUUUUAGCUAGUGAGAAGAAGAGGACGACAAACCAGCCAGAGCAUUUUAGGGUAGGGUAGGGCCGAGACAGCCAUCAAUUAGAAUACAAUGAAGAUGAUAAUCACCUAGAAACUAUUUUGAACCC
Seminavis robusta is the source of this 1099-nucleotide messenger RNA. NCBI's taxonomy places the organism in Eukaryota, Bacillariophyta, Bacillariophyceae, Naviculales, Naviculaceae. The record is from the annotation of a GenBank genome assembly.